CUGUUCUGGGUUCUGCGUCUGCUCGCUGAGGAAGCUGAACAGGCGGGAGGAGUCUCUUCCCUUGAUUGCAUAGGUCCCUGUUGGCAGAGGCUUUGAGUCCUAACCGCCACAGCUGACGGCUGCGAGGGAUUGAGACCAGAAAAUGAGUUGCACCAUUGAGAAGGCACUUGCUGAUGCUAAAGCCCUUGUUGAAAGAUUGAGAGACCACGACGAUGCAGCGGAAUCUUUGAUUGAGCAAACCACAGCUCUCAACAAGCGAGUAGAAGCUAUGAAGCAGUAUCAAGAAGAAAUUCAAGAACUUAAUGAAGUUGCAAGACAUCGGCCACGGUCCACAUUAGUUAUGGGAAUCCAGCAAGAAAACAGACAAAUCAGAGAAUUGCAACAAGAGAACAAAGAAUUACGUACAUCCCUGGAAGAACAUCAAUCUGCCUUGGAACUUAUAAUGAGCAAGUAUCGAGAGCAAAUGUUUAGAUUGCUAAUGGCUAGCAAAAAAGAUGAUCCAGGAAUAAUAAUGAAGUUAAAAGAGCAACACACUAAGAUUGACAUGGUGCAUCGUAACAGCUCCGAAGGAUUCUUCCUUGGUGCAUCUCGACACAUCCUUGAAGCACCUCAACAUGGACUGGAGAGGAGGCACUUGGAAGCAAAUCAGAAUGAAUUACAAGCACAUGUUGACCAGAUAACUGAAAUGGCAGCAGUAAUGAGGAAAGCCAUUGAAAUUGAUGAGCAACAGGGUUGCAAGGAACAGGAACGAAUAUUUCAACUUGAACAAGAAAAUAAAGGCUUGAGAGAGAUUCUUCAAAUAACUCGAGAAUCAUUUUUGAACCUUAGGAAAGAGGAUGUGUCAGAAAGUACCUCUUUGUCAGCAUUAGUAACCAGUAGUGACCUCAGUCUGAGGAAGAGCUGAAGAGCUUUUUAAGUCUGUGAACUUCUUACAAGGUUCCAGCACAUUCACUGGGACUGGCUUGUUAAGUGAAUGAAUUAACAGCAAAAUCCAUCUCAAGUUACCCUUUGUUUUGUUUUGUUUUUUUUCUAUAAUAUGUACAGUGCACUGGCAAGGACAUUUAAAAGAUAGCAAUGAGAAAAUACAUAGUUAGUGGUCAUAGACUUUAUUCCAAAAUAUAAUUGAAAAGUAGAAAUUAAGCCUUUGUUAAUUGGUGAACAAGGUUUUUGUAAUUUUUUGUAAUUUUUAUAAUUACAAAAUUUGAAUUACAAGAAUUUUGUAAUUCUCCCAAUUAAAUGUAAUUGGCAGAAUUAAAGAUUUUCACAGCAACUACUGAACCUAACAAGAGCUUUCAGCAGUGCUGUGGCUUUCGGUUGACAUUUAGAUAAACAUGAAUAUUCCCAACAAAUGUCUUGGAAUUCAUAAAAAAUAUCCCAAUUUUAAUAUACAGAUGUUGCCACAGUAUUGUGAAUGGAAAAAUCAUCAUACUAAAUUAUUUUCUUCCUAUUUGGUGAAAGUUAACAAAUAGCUUAUGUACCAUGAGACUUCAGCUUUAAUGAUUGCCUGUCUACCUUCUCAUUAAUUUAAAUUUUUGUCAAACAAAGUUCAGUUUAAAAGGCUGUUAGGAAUGUUUUAUAUGCACCAUAAAUAAAAGAGGUGAUUUAAUUUGAGCUCAUUUAUCGUCAUAAUGAGCUGACACUUGUCCAUGACUUGCUUAAGUACAUGAGAUAUCAUUUCAGGAAUGAAAGAGAAGGAAUACUACUUUCUAAGAAAGAAGAGCUUAUAAGAGACAUAUUUAGUAGGUUAAACUACUUCUUUGAAUAAUUUUGGCUCUAAAUCAGUAAUGAAGAUGAGAUUUUUCUCUUCUCUGGUUGAUCUUUAAGGAUAUUAUGUAGCUCAUUUAGCUAACAGUUGAAAUGUUUGAUACAGCAAGCUAGGUAUGGUAAUUUCACAGUAAAUUGGGAAUUGCUCUGCCUCAGAACCCUUUUUUUUUUAAAGUAAUUACUCUUAAGAGAUACAGAAACAGUAAAUUAAAAUAAAAAAAUUUUUUGCUAGGUCUAAAGCUCCAUCUGGUUUUCAUAAAUGUAAGCAAAAGAUAUUUCUUGUAACCUUUCAGUCAAAGGGUUGGGGAGUGCCAGGGGAGGAGGGGGAAAUCUGGAUUUAUAAGUAUUUGUUUUAUUUUUUACAAAAUGUAUGUCCAAUAUAUAAGUUUUUAAAAGCCACUAGAAAUAGAAAUGUGGGGACAUCAAUCAAAAUCUAAAAUUUUCAUAUUUUGUGAUGAUUAUAGAAAAAAAGGUAAGAAUGUCAAAUACUAUUAAAUAUACUGUACUCAUUUAUAUUGAAUAUAUAUUAAAAUAUGCAUGAUAGAACAUUCUACUUUGGAGUGUAUAAUUUGUUAAUAAUCACAUGGUAACUUUUAUGUAUAAUUUCAUAUAUGGUCAAAUUAAAAACUGCUUUUCACUUCAGAAUUUUUUUAUCUUAAGUUUGAAAUAGUUGAGGAGACUGACUGAAUAGAAAAUGGGCCCAAACAUUAAACAGAUUUAUUUUCUCAUUCAGAGGCCUUGAUUGGUAUUUUAUAAGCAAGUAAUAAAUUUUAUUUUUAAACUUCUCUAUUGGUUUUUGGGAAAGUAUCUUUUAAUUUGAUGGCGCAUUCAUAGAGUUUUUAUCCCAAGUCAGAAUUAAAAUAAGCUACACAAUUGAAAUUGAGUCUGAGGCAAUUUGUUGGGGCAGCUCUAUUAUAAAACAUUACUUGACAAAUAAUUAUUUUUAUAAACAAAUAGGUUGAAUUAAUUUAUUCUUGGUCUUCUUACUUGGAUAUUAUUUUAAGAACUUGGUGUUUAAAAACAUGUACUUUAUUAUAUAGCAACAGUGUUCUAUCCCAUACUUUUUUUUUUAAGCAGAACCCUUAAAUUUGUGUCUGAGACUAUGUACUGCUAGGAACCUAUUUUGUCAAUAAAGAUGAGUAAUUAAAAUUGG
Bubalus bubalis (water buffalo) is the source of this 2917-nucleotide messenger RNA. It is a transcript of the gene FGFR1OP2, whose product is annotated as FGFR1 oncogene partner 2. Lineage: Eukaryota; Metazoa; Chordata; Mammalia; Artiodactyla; Bovidae. Bases 143 to 904 code for a protein of 253 amino acids. The transcript is spliced from 7 exons. The record is from RefSeq and is a predicted model, not a curated record. Gene Ontology annotation, biological process: response to wounding.